Parnassius mnemosyne (clouded apollo) is the source of this 1668-nucleotide messenger RNA. NCBI's taxonomy places the organism in Eukaryota, Metazoa, Arthropoda, Insecta, Lepidoptera, Papilionidae. The record is from the annotation of a GenBank genome assembly.
AUGUCUCAAGAAUUAUCAGAAUUGUGCCAGCUUUUGUUUCCCGAUUCAACUCUUGAAUCUCCAGAAUAUUUCAGUGAUAUUACAGAUUAUAUCAAAAAAUUAGGAUCACAAAAUUGGGAAAUUAUUCGUGGAGAACCAGAAAGGUUGUCUGAUGAAAUGAAACAUUUAACGGAGCAGACUCAGGAGCUAGCAUUUACUAAUUGUAAAACAUUUGUUGAAACUGCAGAGAUUUCUCGUGCUAUAAUGAAAGAUUUAGGGAAAUCUAAAGAUUCCUUAGCUAGCUUUCUUAAUACCAUGCCUGAAUUUGUCCAAGAAUGUGAUAAAUUCUCUCUUAAUGUUGGAAACAUAGUUGAAGACAAAAAACGUUAUAGUAAUAUCAGACAUCAAAGUGAUAAAUUGUUAGAGCUUUUAGAAUUACCUUCUUUAAUGCGUGAGGCCCUGAAUGCAGAAGAUUAUGAAAGUGCAUUAGAUAUUUUUACAUUUGUUCGCAAUUUAUCAAAGAGGUAUUCAGAAAUUCCAAUCGUUCAGAAUACUUCAUCUGAAAUCAUGACUCUUUGGUUUGAAACCUUGUAUCACCUGUACAAUCAAUUGCAUUAUGACUUGCCAUUGCCACAGUGUUUACAAAUUUUAGGCUAUUUAAGAAGAGCAAACACUGUAUUUAAGUCAACAGAAGAGGACCAGAGUAAACUAUUAUUGGCAGGAAAUAAAAUAACAAAUGGUACCAUUAUAACAGAUGGUUUACAUUUACACUUUUUGAAAGCAAGAAAUGCCUGGUUUGAAAAAGCAUUAGAAGAUGCUAAGACAAAUGAAUCAUCAGAGAAGUUGUUAAGAAAAAUUGUUGAGUUGCAUAGAAUUCAUUUAUUUAAUGUUUUAACACAACAUAAAUCAAUAUUUUUGUCAGAUGCACAAGAAUCUAAAGUAAGAGAUGAUGAACUUAGUGGUACUAGUGCACUGUCAUGUUGGCUGAAACAAAAGGUUGAAAUAUUAACACAAAUGCUUAAUCAAGACUUGAAAAAGGAAGAUGAAUCAACUUUCGAGUCCCUUUUGAAUCAGUGCAUGUACCUCUGUCUUUCAUUUGGUAGAGUGGGCGCUGAUUUAAGAUGUGUGCUGACACCUUUAUUUCGCAGUAAUGUUCUGAUGCAAUUUCAUUCAAACUUAGAAAAAGUAGAUAAUCAAUUUGAAACUCAAAUGAGCACUUACAAAGUGCCCACUAUAAAGAAUUUACCAAGGCCAGUAAAUGAAAAUACAAUUUCCGGACCUCCUGAAAAUUUGUUAGAUUACUAUCCAUUGGCUGAGUAUUGCAAUGGACUGUUGACAACAUUAAAUUCUUUGCGAGUAACAGCUCCAUUAAAUAUAGUUAAGGAUGUAUACAACAGUUACAGAAAAUCUUUAGAUAAAGCCGUUCAAAUCAUAAUAACAUUUUAUCAUAGAGAGCAACAAGCAUUUACUGAAGUUGAAAGACAGAAUUUCAUAUCUUUUUGUAUAUGUUUCACUGAAGAUUUAGUCCCGUACAUCACAAAAUGCCUCUCGCAAUCAUUCCCACCAACUCAAAUUUGUGAACUUUUAGGUGUUACGUUGACAGUUCUGCAAGAGAGCAAGUUACUGCAUAUUGAUCAAAUGGACAUUUGUAAACCACUAAACAGUAUUACUGGCUUAUUUAUGAAUUAA